Messenger RNA from Colletotrichum phormii, 1174 nucleotides. RefSeq names its product short chain dehydrogenase. The transcript is spliced from 4 exons. Gene Ontology annotation, molecular function: oxidoreductase activity. The record is from RefSeq and is a predicted model, not a curated record. Bases 188 to 1117 code for a protein of 309 amino acids. NCBI's taxonomy places the organism in Eukaryota, Fungi, Ascomycota, Sordariomycetes, Glomerellales, Glomerellaceae.
GGCAUGUGUACAAAGUCUCACAUUACUUUGCGCAACUCACGGCUUAUAUACUUGGGUAUGCUACGUUGACCUGGUAUCAAUCGCUUUGUGGGAUAAUCGUACCUGAAUUACUUUCCAUCUCAUCACAUGCUAGAAUCCCCCGGUCACAUCUCCCACGACAGACAAGCACUUAUCCCAAGUAAACACAAUGGGCGAAUCCAAGCAAGUAGCUCUCGUAGUCGGCGCCUCGAGAGGCAUCGGUCGACAAAUCGCCAUUGACCUCGCAAAGAAUGGCUAUGCAGUCGUCGUUGCUGCAAAGACCACCAGCGACGCAUCCAAGGCCAACCCCUUCCCACCGAAUCCCAAUUCAAAUGAUUCAACCAUCAGCACAGUAGCUCGUGAGAUCCACGAGGCCGGCGGCGACGCAACACCCAUCGCCGUCGACGUGCGAGACCAAGACAGCGUCACACGGCUAAUCGAACAGACGAUCAAGAUCUACGCCCGCCUCGACGUCCUAGUCUACAACUCAGGCGCGAUCUGGUGGGCCUCGGUCGAAGACACGCCCCCAAAACGCUUCCAGCUCAUGCAGCGCGUGAACCCAGAGGGCCUCUACCUGACCCUCCACGCCGCGCUCCCGCACCUCAAGCGCCAGCGCCGCGGCCGCGUCGUCGUCGUCAGCCCGCCCAUCUACAGCCGCUUCUUCCGGGGCAAGACGGCCUACGCCAUGGGUAAAGUCGGCAUGAGCGUCCUGACAAAGGGCUUGGCUAUGGACCUCGUCCGGCAGGGGUUGGAUGAGAUGGCGAUUACGAGUAUCUGGCCCGCCGCGGCCAUUGAAUCCGCAGCAACCCAAAAAUUCCAAGCCACAAACGCCGACGAAUCAAAGGACCUGCGCAAACCCACAAUCUUCUCCGACGCCAUUCUCGAGAUCCUCCGCGCGCCCGCCGCAAAGGUCAACGGCGAGCUCGUCUUAGACGAAGACUUUCUGCGGGACCACGUGGGAGUCACGAACUUUUCAAAGUACUCCCUCGUACCCGGGUCCACGCCGCGGAGAAUUAUGCCGGCAGACCUGCCCGAUUUGCGUGUCAAGGAGCAGGACGACGAGGGGAAGAGGUAUGAUAGCGCCAAGGCGAAGCUUUGAAUUGGAGUACUUUAGGUAGCUAUCUUGUGUAGGAAUAAAAUGGUUUCUCAAAAAGAC